Messenger RNA from Rhipicephalus sanguineus (brown dog tick), 830 nucleotides. RefSeq names its product U1 small nuclear ribonucleoprotein C. Gene Ontology annotation, cellular component: nucleus; U1 snRNP. Gene Ontology annotation, molecular function: zinc ion binding; pre-mRNA 5'-splice site binding. Bases 197 to 691 code for a protein of 164 amino acids. Gene Ontology annotation, biological process: spliceosomal snRNP assembly; mRNA 5'-splice site recognition; mRNA splicing, via spliceosome. The transcript is spliced from 6 exons. NCBI's taxonomy places the organism in Eukaryota, Metazoa, Arthropoda, Arachnida, Ixodida, Ixodidae. The record is from RefSeq and is a predicted model, not a curated record.
AUUCAGUAGUUUUCCGGCGCUCGCUGUGUGUAGUGAAGCCAAAGACUUUGCGCGUAGUAGUAAUUUAUUGCCAGGAAAACUAAUAUACAAAGCCUUCGCCGUUCUCUGUUAUGUGAAACGGCAGUGAAUCGUUGCUUUCUUAGCAUUACGGUUCAAUUGCUAGUCCGAAGAGGAAGGAGCCGCCAGCUGGAUCGAUAUGCCGAAGUACUACUGUGACUACUGUGACACCUAUCUCACGCACGACUCGCCGUCGGUGCGCAAGACCCACUGCAAUGGCCGCAAGCACAAGGAAAACGUCAAGUUCUACUACCAGAAAUGGAUGGAGGAACAGGCCCAAAACCUCAUUGACGCCACAACGGCGGCAUUCAAGGCGGGAAAGAUCCAGUCUUCACAGUUUCAGGCCAAGCCUCUGACCGGAGCAAUGAUCCCUCCGCCAGCAGCGCUACAACCGGGUCCUCCGCAGAGGAUGCCACUAGUUGGGCCACCACACAUGGGACCGAUGCCGGGCCCCAUGCCGGGCCCUAUGCCAGGCCCCAUGCCCAUGAUGGGACCCCCUGGACCAAUGCCCCCCAACAUGAUGAUGCCAGGCAUGAGGCCACCGAUGGGGCCUAUGGGGCCCAUGAUGGGACCCAUGGGGCCAGGGCCCGGCCCCAUGCGACCACCCCUGGUAGCGGGGGCUCCGAAGAAGUGAUCUUCUGUUAUGACGGAUGUGCCGUUUCACUUCAAUUCAUCUGUACAUACAAGGAACUGUUGUCACCCCAUCAGCGAUCACACUGCACCACCGGCGUGCCAAGGACAUCAUCGUUUGACAAUAAAGGGUUGUUUAUUUU